AUGAAGGGAAUCAUGAGGUUUGGAAAGAAGGGCAAGUUGAGUCCGAGAUAUUUAGGAACCUUUGAUGUACUGGAGAGGAUUGGAGCUGCAGCUUAUAGGUUGGAUCUUCCACCGCAGUUGUCUGCCAUUCAUGAUGUUUUUCACAUCUCUAUGCUUCGGGAGUAUAUACCAGAUCCGACACACAUUUUAGAAUAUGAACCUCUCCAAGUUCGCGAGGAUCUCACCUACGAGGAGUUUCCAGUUGGGAUCCUAGCACAAAAGACUCAAGUCCUCAGUAAGAAGACCAUUCCGAUGGUCAAAGUACUUUGGAGUAACCACACGGAAAAAGAGGCUACAUGGGAACUAGAGGAGGACAUGAAGAACAAGUACCCAUACUUGUUUGAUUGA
Messenger RNA from Carya illinoinensis, 387 nucleotides. RefSeq lists its product as uncharacterized. The transcript has a single exon. The record is from RefSeq and is a predicted model, not a curated record. The coding region runs from base 1 to 387 and encodes 128 amino acids. NCBI's taxonomy places the organism in Eukaryota, Viridiplantae, Streptophyta, Magnoliopsida, Fagales, Juglandaceae.